GAAAGCGCCUGAAUUUGACGGCAUCAGAGCCUCCUAUCACUGGGAUCGCGUGAUAUACCACCAUACUUAGUACAACUUGAAUGUAUAUUCGGAGCGGUGACCCGGCGGUCUUCCUGGCUGGCUUACUCAUGCCACAUCGGGCUCAAAUAGUCCCUUUCACUCGACGCGCAGGCCGAGAUAACAUCCAGAUCAACGAAAAUCUUGAAGCUCCCAAAGCAAGGUCAUGGGAUCAAUAGUCGUCGUCGCAGGAAUCGGGAACGGUUCGGGGACUGGUGCUGCAGCAGCGCGAUUGUUCGCAAGCGAAGGUUAUACUGUGGCCCUCAUUUCCCGUGGGGCGGAUUCCCUCAAUGCGCUUGUGCAGUCAAUCAAGAGUUCUGGGGGACAGGCCAGUGCAUUCCCAGUCUCCGAGUACAGCGAUCAUGAGAUCUCCUCGGCCUUCUCUGCCAUCGAGAAACAGUUUUCGACUCCUGAUUACAGUAUCCGCGCUGCCAUCUUCAACGCUGCCCAUGGUGUUUGGAAGCCUUUCCUGAAUGUCACGCUGGAGGACAUCCGUGCAUCCAACCAAAUCAACGUCGAAUCUUCGUUUGCGUUUUCGCGCUCCGCUAUCCUCGCUUUCCAGAAGAACACUCCUGAAGCAUCGAAUGGCGCCAAAGGAACCUUGAUCUUCACGGGAGCUACUGCAAGUCUGCGAGGGAAUGUCGUGACAAGUGUUUUCUCAGCAGGCAAAUUUGCUUUGCGGGCCUUGUCCCAAAGUUUGGCAAAGGAAUUCGGGAAGCAGAACAUCCAUGUGAGUUUCGAACUGCCCAUCAAAUGUGUCAAACAGGUAUUGAGUUGUCCAGGUCGCACAUGCUAUCAUCGACGGCGGGUUCCAGGCAUUGCCACCAACAACUCGCGCGAAGAUAGGCACACUCCUCCGAGUGGGCCGGUCGAGAAUCCAGACCCAUCAUCCAAGCUGAGUCCAGAGAGCAUCGCGAAGGCAAGGCAUCCGAUCGUAAUGUUUGUUUUGAUCCGCUCAUCUUGUGCCCAGUCGUACAUCUAUCUUGUCCGCCAGGAUCAAUCUUCGUGGACAUGGGAGCUUGAUCUCCGUCCUGCUCACGAGAAGUGGUAAUCGAUCCGGGCUAGGCAGUUUUAUCUCCAGUCAGACGUUGAAUGACCUUCGAUAAUCGAUUUGAAAUUCUGAUGCACAUGCUACCGACCGAAGAAUCUUAAUCAACUUUUGAGCGUGGGCUGACGACGGACAUAGCAUAAAACGCGGCGUCUGGCGUAUGGAAUGACACCAGUUCUUCUCCCACUCCAACGGCCAUGUCCAAGGUUAUUCUGGUCGGAUGUGGGAUCGCUGCCCCUGUUCUUGCCCUCCUCCUCAAGCAGAGAGGAUAUCAGCCGGUGAUUUACGAGCGGCGAGAGCAGGAUGCCGACGGAGGAUUGAGCGUUCUGCUGCAGUUGAACGGCUUACGCAUCUUGUCGCUGAUUCCUGGCAUCAUUGAGCAGCUCCCUGGAAGGGUGGUCGAAGAAGCUGCGAAUUUGUCCAUUGUCCCAACAGAAGAGGGCGUUCUAUGCCGCUCCUCGUUCCCUGCAAUGGUCCGUAAGAGAUACGGAUUUGGAAUGAUGGGUGUCCACAGGCCGCGUUUUCUUGCACUUUUGGCCUCGACGGCGGCUGCCCAUGGGAUACCUAUCCACUACAACAUGAGCGUUGUCCACGUGACACAAUCUGAUCAGUGCGCGACAGUCCAUUUUGACAAUGGGCAAUGUGACUCGGCCAGUUUUGUGGUCGGCUGUGACGGACUGCACAGUGUGGUCCGCACUGCACUGUUUGGAAGAGACGCCCCUACAUUUACCGGUCUGACACAAAUGGGUGGAUUCAUUCCGAUGGCGUUUCCCGACCAGAAGCCAACAAUUUUCAACUUCUUUGGGGAUGGUCUCCACGUUAUCUCCUAUCCCGCUUCAGAGACGGGAUACAUAUGGGGAAUCACACAACGCGAAGCGGAGAUGAAAGAAACAUGGCGCGUCAUGAACUCUGCUUGCCAGGAGUCCAUCCGAUCUGGACCGUUCUCUCGGCUUCCGUUUGGCAUCGGCAAACUCAUUCAAGCUUCGGAGAGAAUUACGAAGUUCGGCUUGUACGACCGACCGGAACUGAAGUCCUGGCACAAAAAUCGUGUGAUCCUGAUCGGUGAUGCAGCUCAUCCAACCAGUCCCCAUCUCGGCCAAGGGGCGAAUCAGGCACUCGAAGAUGCAUUCCAUCUCGUCCGCAUCCUUGUCCAGAACCAUCCGGACCCCAAUUCAAAUCCGUCAACGGCCACUCUACGCGCGAUUUACAAGGCAUUCGAGGCGAAACGGAUCUCCCGGACCGCAACCUUGGUUCAGGAGGCUCGCAAAGCCGGAGAGUUGCGGGUCGUGCAGGGCUUUGAUGCAGCUUUGGCGAGGAACGAGUUUCUGAGAUCGCAGUGGUCAGAUGAGCAGGCGUUGCUCAGAUCCAAAGUUGAUAUGCUGAGCGAGCAGUGGGAGGAUUGUUGGAAUUGAGACACGCUGAUACUAAUACGCAAUAAACUCUCCAAAGCGGCAGAGUCGAGAUCUGGUGGCGGAAUGGCUUCCGCCUCGUGUUCGGCGUCCAGUGACAUGUAACCGAACCCCACAUCAAGUCGUGUAUAACAGAACUGUUCCUCACCAGAUUCUGACUGGAACACGAAUCGUUUGAGGGUCUCCAGCUCGGCUUCAAAGCGGGACAGGACAGCGUGCCAGGGGUACGGGAAAUCGAUCAUCUCGUCCCCGUCAAUCGAGCAAUCGGCGAGCUCGAGCGAUUCCAAUGUUUUCCCGUGUUGCACGAUGAACGAGAGCAUGUUGUAUUCCAGCGCAGUAUCCACGAAAACGAAGUCGUACAGCGACAAGGCUGUUAAACGGGGAAAUCGGAGGGUCGCUACGUUGAGAGCAGGCUGGGAGCCGACGCCUUGGUCACUGCGGAUCACCAGUGUGCGUACCUCAUCAGCAUAUUCCAGCAUGCUGGGUACACUGAUGUUCCAGUAAUCAACCAGCGGAUCUUGAAACGCUCGGAAUCCGUCUCGAGUGUAGAUGUCGUGUGGGACGGCGAUUAGAUUGUGGAGGGUCAAAGAUCUGAGAGUGGACAGAGGCCGGGAAGCCAAAGCCGCGAAAAUUUCUUGUUGAAGAAGAAGAUAGUGCGUCGGCUGCUCGGGGAUGUCGUGGGAACCAUCUUCUUGAAAAGUGUCGUGGAAUUCAAGAUGCAGGCUUUUCAGGCGAGGAAAGUUCGAGAGGCCCGAGAAAGCACCCGACAACGCCACUCGCCGUGCUUGCGAUUCUACCUCUUCGGGGGGACCUGAAAUCAAAUCAGUCGCUGCAUCCUGAUUCCAAAAUACUGGACAAGCCCCACUCGUCCAUCUAUCAGAAGCGGGCGCGUCAAAGCGGACGCUUUCCACCAAAGGAGCCACGCUCAAGGUGCAGGUCUCUAGGAACAGUAGCGCGGCCCCGCUCUUCACAGAAUCCGUCACAACGAUUUCGCGGAAGGCAAUGGGGGUUGCGGCGUCUCUGAGGGCGCGCGACACCAGCCGAAGGGUAAAGAUAGUCUCGUCCCACUGCGCGUCUUUCGAAAUUUGUUGUAACAAUUCAAGAGGAAGCGGGGACAUGGAGGGAGCAAGAAAAUGGCGUGGAACCAAUAAAGCGUGGCAACCUGAGAUUUGGCGCAGUCAGUCAGUACUUGGUGAACGCAAUUGAUCCGCGGUCUGAUGCAUUGGCAAAGCUGAUAACGAAAUCUUAGGUAUUACCACUGGUCGAAUGUAGAUUCGUUGCCACAACUGUUACCACAACAAGACUCCGAAAGAGUUUACGAUUGUAACUCUGUGUCGCUCAAUCAGCCUCCAGUCCAACACACCGCUUUUUGUGAGCUGGCCAGUGAGGAAUUACCCAUCGCCCCACGAGCCAGGAAAAUCAAGGAUACCUGCGUGACGAGAAGGCUGGUUGUUAAAGGUGCGAGCCUCAAGCAGGGUAAAGUAUUGCCAGUACUUGAAUGAAAGGAGGGCCGUGAUCGAAUUCGAUCACCAGGUAUCUGCUGUAUCUGCUGUGAAUCCAGAAUUUCUCAAGGAGACGCAAGGGCACCUGCACACGUAUCGCAGAAGCGCCAGCUCGGCACGGUUGACAACGUAGAUACCUGGGCCCAAGCCCCGUGGGGGUGGGGUUGGAUAGAUCAUGACUGACCUCGGGACCUCGAUGAUUCCAGCAUUUCCGCUGUCGGCUCAUAGCUUUCGGCCCAUACGACGGACACCGUGUCCAUUCAGGUCUGCAGUUGGUGGUGAGCACAAGUUUAAGAUGCAAUGGCGUCCAAUCAACCUGUCAUUGUUUCGUUGUUUGCUGUGAUUGGGAUGCACGUGAUCGAGACCCGUCGUGACGAUCAUCUGCGUCCUAGUCAGCGAUAAGUCAUAGACUACGAGAAGAAACCCGUUUCUCUUGCAUCGUCAGUUGGAAAGAAUACCUUCCUUCACAUGCUUCCGAAGAUAAUUGCCUUCGAUCUGGAUUACACUCUGUGGGAUCUCUGGAUCGACACCCAUGUCACGCCGCCGCUCACAUCAUCAGACGACACGGGCGCUGUUGUCGACGCCCACGGGACAGAGAUCGAUUUCUACCCUGACGUGCGGGCGAUACUGCGCCGUCUGAGAGCGGACGGCGUUUUUGUGGCUGCAUGCUCGAGGACGCACGCACCCGAUCUCGCGCUCCGAGCACUCAACCUCCUCCGUGUUCCCGAGUCGGAUGAGGAGGACGGUAUUGAGCCCGGAAAGCCUGCUAUCGAGUACUUUGAUAACCUGCAGAUAUACCCUGGCUCGAAACUUGCGCAUUUUCGAGCGAUACACAAGAAGACGGGAAUCCCAUAUGAGCAGAUGUUGUUCUUCGACGAUGAGUCGCGGAACCGGGAGGUCGAACGAUUGGGAGUUGUCUUCCAUUACACCCCCCAAGGGGUCAGCCACGAUGUACUUGCAGCUGGACUGAAGUCGUGGACGAAUCGCGUCAUCGGCAACUAGAUCAUUCUCAACGUUGAACUUUGAAUGCGUCUAGUCACACCAUCCCCGCAGAGAGUGCGGUGACACAUCCAGCAUGUGGGCCGGGGUCAUUGGCCUGUCCGUCUCUGACGCUGAAAAUAUAAGACGAUUGCUGCUGCAUCGCAUCUGUCAAGCGUACGAAGCCAGAGCUCGACCUGUCACCAGGCUAGCAGUGCUUCUUCUGCAGGCAGCAAACGGCAGUGAAUGGAUGGAUUAUUUGCGUUGACUCGGAACUUCUUUAACGCUUUCAUGGACUCCCUCUCCUCGAUUUUAGCACUUUCCUGGUUUAGAUCCACGAUGCCCAUCAUAAUCGUAGUCCCCUGCAUAUGCAUGCACUACUUGUGCUAUAUCACAUGUCGAGAUGACUCGCAAAGCUUUGUGACAUGUCCUCAGCUACGAGAUUGAUCAGCUCGCUGCCAAAUAGGAUUCAAUACGACUUGCUUCAUCACCUUCCGAAUUGUUGAUUCUCAAUCUCACAGAUCCCAGAACUCUUUCCCAUCCGAACGACUGCAUGCCGUAUAUCUUCGAGUCAGUUUCACCGCUCCCCAUGCGCUCUUGGGCUCCAAAUCGUAUGGGCAAUGCCCUCAAGUCGCUUUCGAUCUGCCCAUCUCCCAUCACGUCUAUCCGUCUGCCAGACUCUACGUGUCCUUAGCCAUAAAUCAAUCGCAAACUGCUAGUUCUUACCUGAUUUCGGUGUCUCUUGAGCCUUUGAUGUGUCCUGUUACACCGCCCGGUGCAUGCAUGAGUGCACCGUCAGUCAGCGCCGCGACAGCUGCUUGUCACCGCCCACAUGUAUAAAAGCGCGUGCUCUGGAGCACUAACCUCAUCAUUGCUCUUCCCGGUUUCUCCUUCGUUGUUCAUUCCUUUAUUCCCUUAUUUCCUUCUUUCUCUCGACGAGACCUUUUCUCCACGACAGUCCAAGAAUCACCGAUCACAGUAUCAACUUCACCAUGCUCGUCUUCCCCUUACUCCUUCUCCUCGCUACCGUGGCACAGACUGCCCCUAUCGCCUUGUCCAACUCUGACAAGCGUUGUGUCGGAUGGGCCAACUGUAUCCCACCCGCGCCUGCGAACAAGCGUACCGAAACUCGUUCCUUGAGCUCCGUUCUCCUCCUUCCUGGUGCAUUGCGCAAGAGGCAAGAUGAAGGUUUCGACUUUGGCUCGGAUGAUUCGGGUGAUUCAAGCUCGUUUGAUGAUACCAGCUCGUUCGACGACGGUAGCUCUUUUGACGACACCAGCUCGUUCGAUGACACCAGUUCCUUCGAUGACACCAGCUCUUCUGACGACACCAGCUCUUUCGACGACACCAGCUCGUCCGAUGGCAGCUCGUCCGACACCAGCUCGCUCGACUCUUCAACCACGUUUGACCCCUCUUCAUUCGAUUCGAGUUCAUUCGAUACCAGCUCAUCCGAUACUGGACUGGCUGACUCUACCGACACUUCAGGCUCAACCGACUCUGGAUCAGCAGAUGACGGAUCCAGUUCGUUCUUGGAUCCCAGCAGCACAGACACGACUGAUUCGGGAUCGGCAGCGGACCCCUCAGCGACCGACUCCUCGAGCACGGACAGCUCGCUGUUCGGUUCUUUCUUCGAUCCCAGCAGCACCGACACGACCGGUGCAGCUGAUCCAGCGGCUACGGAUGCAUCCUCCUCCGACAGUUCGCUGUUCGGCUCGUUCUUCGAUCCGAGCAGCACAGACUCGACCGGUGCUGCUGAUCCCGCGGCGACGGACGCAUCGACUUCCGAUGGCUCGUUUGGCUCGUUCUUCGAUCCCAGCAGCACGGACUCCACAGGCGCACCGGAUCCAGCAGCGACGGAUGCCUCGACCACCGAUGGUUCUGGGUUCGACCAGUUCCUGGACCCUACCGACGCUAGCACGGCCACUGAUCCUGCCGCCACCGACAGCACCGGUGCGACUUCUGCAUCCGACUCUACCCCGACGGACACAGUCGACACGAGCACCGAUGAUUCCUCUUCGAGCACCACUGCGGCUGCUGCAAGCGCUGGACCCACUGGUGCCACUACGAAUUCCGGCGGAGGGUCUUCGAGUCCAUCUGCUGCAUCCAGCAACACACCGAGCUCCUCCUCCUCCUCGAAUGGUGCUCUGACAUGCGGUGGUGCGGUGCCCAACGCUGCCACGAUCGCGCUCAUCAAACAGGCGGAGGGCUUUGUCCCAUCUCCGGCCCCCGACCCCAUUGGUCUCCCGACAGUCGGUUUCGGCCACAAGUGCCAGACCAAAGGGUGUGCCGAGGUCGGUUUCAGCUUCCCUCUGUCCCAGAGCACGGCGACGCAGCUCCUGCAGCGUGAUCUCGCGACGUUCGUGACCUGCGUCAACAACGCCGUGAGCAGCUCCGUGGUUCUGACGGACAACCAAGUCGGCGCGCUUUCGUCGUUUGCGUUCAACCUCGGAUGCGCCACUCUCAAGAGCUCGACUCUUCUCAAGCAGCUCAAUGCGGGCCAGGAUCCGAAUACCGUCGCUGCGGCCCAGAUCCCUCGCUUCAACAAAGCUGGUGGAAAGGUGCUCCCGGGUCUCGUCACCCGCCGCGCUGCGGAAGUUGCUCUGUUCCAGACCCCCUCCAGCGUCCAGGCACACCCUUGUUGAGUAUUCACCCAGUUGUAGUAGGUACUUGGCGCUGUGUACAAAUACAUAGUGGUAUCGAUUAUUAGAUAUAGCAUCUACAUUUGUCUACGUCGC
Molecule: messenger RNA, 7729 nt
Organism: Mycena citricolor
Lineage: Eukaryota; Fungi; Basidiomycota; Agaricomycetes; Agaricales; Mycenaceae
Source: the annotation of a GenBank genome assembly